Fonsecaea multimorphosa CBS 102226 is the source of this 1023-nucleotide messenger RNA. RefSeq lists its product as uncharacterized. The record is from RefSeq and is a predicted model, not a curated record. Gene Ontology annotation, cellular component: cytosol. The transcript is spliced from 3 exons. Gene Ontology annotation, molecular function: aldose reductase (NADPH) activity. NCBI's taxonomy places the organism in Eukaryota, Fungi, Ascomycota, Eurotiomycetes, Chaetothyriales, Herpotrichiellaceae. Bases 1 to 1023 code for a protein of 340 amino acids.
AUGCUUUCCCAAUGCAGCAGACGCUCCCUAUCGAGGCUUGGUCAAGUAUCACGGCAAAUCAGCAGCCAGACGAGAACGAUAGUAGGGUACACGAAAACCCAGUUUCCGCUGAACACAGGCGCCGAGAUCCCAGCUAUAGGGUUCGGAACGUGGCAGGACAAAGAAGCACAGGAAGACGCAGUGGCCGAGGCAUUGAAGGUGGGCUAUCGGCAUAUCGAUACAGCUCGGAUAUAUGGCACCGAGCCUGGUGUCGCCAAGGGCAUCAAAAAGUCCGGCAUUCCUCGCAGCGACAUCUUUCUCACCACAAAGCUGUGGAACAACUCACACCACCCGGACGAUGUGGAAAAGGCGUGCGACGCCUCUCUGAAGGACCUUCAGACCGACUAUGUCGACCUCUACCUCAUGCACUGGCCCUGUCCGUGGGCACGAGGCGACAAAAUGAGGCCGAUGAAGGACGACAAGAUUGUUCCCGGUGAUACUGAUUACGUCGAAACGUACCGGGCAAUGGAGAAACUGGUCGCUUCGGGGAAAUGUCGCGCCAUCGGCGUGAGCAACUUCUCCCACGCGGAGAUGGAGAGGCUGCUGAGAGAGACUUCGAUCGUCCCCGCCGCCCAUCAGAUGGAACUGCAUCCGUACCUGGUGCAGGCGGACUUCUCGGCAUGGCACAAGUCAAAGGGCAUCCACAUCACGCAGUACUCGCCCUUUGGGAACCAGAACGAGAUCUACGACAAGGGCAAGAACAUGGGCAAACUGAUCGACGACCCGGCGCUCAAGGAGAUCGGGAGGAAGUACGGCAAGAACGGCGCCCAAGUGGCUCUGGCGUGGGGGAUAGCCAAGGGCCAUUCCGUGAUCCCCAAGUCCAAGACGCCCGCGCGCAUCAAGGCCAACUUCGAGGGCGACUUCAAGCUCGAGGCCGAGGACGUCGAACGGAUCGACGGACUGGACAAGAAGUUGAGGUUCAACGACCCUUCGGAGUCGUUUGGGUGGAACUUCUACGCCGAUCUCGACGGGAAGAACAAGUGA